CUCCCCCGAUUUGUGUUUGUGUGUCUGACACAAGUAGAGUGCACUGCUCUGACAAGCAGGGAUUUUGGGUUUCCGCUACCAGUACUUUAUCCUGUUGGGACUAUUUCUGCUUUGUACUCAGGUCACAUAGCUCUAAAGACAUGGCAGAAGGAGGCUUUGACCCUUGUGAAUGUAUCUGCAACACAGAGUACGCAAUGAGGCGCCUCAUUAACCUGCUCCGAAAUUCUCAGUCCUACUGCACAGACACGGAGUGCCCUUUGGAAUUACCUGGGCCAAGCGGAGGGUCACUCCAUGGUUGGGAAGAACUGACCCUCCCAUUUAUGGUGAUUGGAUGGAUGGUCCUCGCUCUAAUCCUCUUCUCAUUGCGCCCUUCUUCACUCAGAGGUGGUCCCGCUUCCACUGACAAACCCACCGAACCCCAUAAUAGAGGUGGAAGAGAACCACCAGCGCCACCGGUUGACUAGGAGAGGAAAUCUAGCAGUCCUCUACUGGAGAUGCACAUUGACCCCAAGUGUGUUGCUGUGGCACAGAUAACACCCAUGGCAGCCUUCAUUAAAAUAUAUUUUUCCUAUUUUUACUCAGUUCUAAUUUGUGUGUUUUGGAUUGGAAUUGCUGGCACUGGGCCAAAACCACAUGUCAAAAAUUGAGUGAAUGUCCUAUGCUAUCGGUCAGUCCGCAUUUGUACGCACUUUUUUUUUAAACAAUUUAUGACUACGUACUCUAAAAAGUUGAAAAUGGCUUGCACUCUUUGACAGUGCAAUGUUAAUGGUAAAACAAACAUGCCGUAUUUUUGAUGUCAGAGGAAGUGAUGAUUUUAGAGGUACAAGGAUUCCAUUCAAUUAUCUUUUUUUUUUUAGGUCAGGCCGUCAGAAUGUCCAAAUAUGAAAACAAAUAUAUAUAUAUACAGUGUAUACGUAUGGAUGUAUUGUAUGAAUGUAUGCAUAAGAACCCCGUAAUUACUUGUCUAAUGAUCAGUUUUUGAAUGCGUUAUGUUACUGAAAUGAAGGACACACCGUAUUUAUGUCACUCAUUGAAAGCAAGUCCAUGAAUCUAUCAGUUAAGAUACUCCCAUUGAAUACAAUGGUACAAUGCGAUAACUAAAAAUAACCACAGCUGCAUACUAAGUGUACACAAAGGACAAAUCAGACAUAAAAAAAAAUUGAGACAAUAAAAACAACACAAUAAAACAACGCGGAGAAUCGUGAUGAGUUGAAUGCAUAAACCAAGAAGCCAGCAUUUUCAACGGCAGUUUCAGGUGUAAAAAUUAAAUGUGUAGAUAUCGGGGCGGGCAGCCCCGUGUUCCAGUAAUUAGCGUGCCGACCUCACAGUGCAGAGGUCAUUGGUUCGAUCCAAUUGGCUCCGGCCUUCCUGUGUGGAGUUUGCAUGUUUUCCCUGUACCUGUGUGGGUUUUCUCCGGGUACUCCGGUUCCCU
Hippocampus zosterae (dwarf seahorse) is the source of this 1432-nucleotide messenger RNA. RefSeq names its product small integral membrane protein 14 (gene smim14). Bases 141 to 464 code for a protein of 107 amino acids. The transcript is spliced from 4 exons. Gene Ontology annotation, cellular component: endoplasmic reticulum. The record is from RefSeq and is a predicted model, not a curated record. Lineage: Eukaryota; Metazoa; Chordata; Actinopteri; Syngnathiformes; Syngnathidae.